Messenger RNA from Colius striatus (speckled mousebird), 2197 nucleotides. It is a transcript of the gene TNFAIP8, whose product is annotated as TNF alpha induced protein 8. Gene Ontology annotation, biological process: regulation of apoptotic process. The transcript has 2 exons. The coding region runs from base 274 to 840 and encodes 188 amino acids. Gene Ontology annotation, cellular component: cytoplasm. The record is from RefSeq and is a predicted model, not a curated record. NCBI's taxonomy places the organism in Eukaryota, Metazoa, Chordata, Aves, Coliiformes, Coliidae. Gene Ontology annotation, molecular function: cysteine-type endopeptidase inhibitor activity involved in apoptotic process.
AAACCACCGCGAUGUAUAUUUGCAUUCUGAGGUGCCAAAAGAAAAUGAAGCACUUCAGGCAAGAGAGAAAGGUAGCUGAGUAGAGCUGCUGUUACACUGAGGGGGAAAAACCCACAUUCACUCCGUGAUAGCUUCUGACAGCGUUUCAAAGCUCAUGAUAAAACAUGUGCUGAAAUUAGCAGAGUAAAUAAGACUCAGGCCGGUCUUCACCUUGGGUAUUUUGCCUCUCUUUCUGCUGUUAGCCUUAACAAUUGCAAUUCCACUUGAUGAACAAUGGCCACAGAUGUCUUCAACUCCAAAAGUCUGGCCAUUCAGGCCCAGAAGAAGAUCCUUGGAAAGAUGGUGUCCAAAUCAAUAGCAACUACUUUGAUUGAUGAUACAAGCAGUGAUGUUUUAGAUGAGCUCUACAGAGUGACAAAGGAAUAUACACAAAAUAAAAAGGAAGCAGAGAAAAUAAUAAAAAACCUCAUUAAAAUAGUCCUUAAAUUGGCAAUACUCUACCGGAACAACCAAUUUAAUCAGGAUGAAAUAGCGUUGAUGGAGAAAUUCAAGAAGAAGGUUCAUCAGCUGGCUAAGACUGUGGUCAGUUUCCAUCAGGUGGAUUAUACCUUUGACAGGAAUUUUUUGUCCAAGCUGCUAAAUGAUUGUAGAGAGCUACUUCACGAAAUCAUUCAGCGCCACCUAACUGCAAAGUCACAUGGACGUGUCAACAAUGUGUUCGAUCACUUCUCUGAUUGUGAAUUUUUGGCUGCCUUGUACAAUCCCUUUGGACCUUAUAAACUCCAUUUGCAGAAACUUUGUGAUGGUGUCAACAAAAUGCUAGAUGAGGGGAACAUAUAAGUACUUGUUUUAAAGUCGACUGCUUAUGUAUUAUUAGUAGACGGAACACUGUUGAUUUAUGAAGGAAUAAGGGAGCAUGCAAAAAGGUUUUUUUUACUUUAUGACAAAUAUUUCCAAAUAUUAAAUUGAUUCUUUGUUAUGAACUAUCUGUUGCUUUUCACAGUCCAUCUGGAAGAAAGACUGUUUUUUACCAUGCUUUGCCUGCAGAAACAGCUGGAUAAAGACAAUAAAACAGAAGAGUCUAAACAGAGUAGAGUCUUGCAAGGCAGAUAUGCAAACCAAGACAAUAUGCUGUCAGACAAUACAUGUCUAUCAUAGAUUUACAGAAUUAUUUCUAAACUAUCAGAUUCCAGUAAUGUUAGUAACAGACUAUAAUGGUGAUGGUACACUCUAUAAUUUCUUUGGGUUAUUUGUAAAAUACAUAUAUUUAACUCCUUUAUUACCUUUUAUGCUCUCUGCACAGAUCAUAGCUCUCUAACAUUGCCCUUAUGGAGCAUCCAGUUUUACAUAAUACCAGUGAUGCUGUCAUGUAGAAUCUUAACAGGCUUGUUCAUCUCCAGCUCAGUGGUGAAAACUUCCUGUCUGCAAGUCUACUGAAUGUAGAUCCUUAUAGAACCGCACAGAUGCUUGCUUCCUUGAUUAAAUGGGGAUUAUUUGAGGAAUAAGCUACAUUAACAUAGCCUAACUGGGGAAGAGUAUUCCCUAGAAACUGCCUGCGGUACGUCAUUUUCAUUCUGCCUAUGAUAAGGUAAAACACAGUGACUUACGUAUUCUCUAUUAUAAAUAUCCUUAAGAUAAUUAGAAUCCUACUUAUAGGUCACAGUUCCUUUUGAAAAGAUGUGAGUCAGUAGAAUUUGUACACUAGGCUGAUGUAUGUGAUGAUGUGAAUUCAGAAACCGUGAUCAUCUGAAAAUAAAUUCCAGGCUAAUUUGCUUUGUGUACAAAAUGCAACUAGAAACAGAAAUUAACUUUAUUGAUGUGUUAUAUAAUAUUUAACUAUUAGAGAAAUGGAAUCUCGAGUAACUUUUUUUCUUCUUUUCUCCCUUCCUGCCUUCCAUCCUUCUUUUUGUUCCUCAACUUCUUUCUGCCUUGUAAUCUGGGGAUAAAAAAAUGUGACUUUCUGGACACUGUAAUGUACUUAAAUGCAUGAAGUUAAUACAUUUCAAACAUCUGAAGACUUUUUGUUAGGAAGCAUAUAAAGAAUUUGCUGUUUAUUUAAUUGCCAGUGUUAUUGCUGUUUGCUGUGUCCUUUUGUUUUGAUGAGUAAACCAAAGAAUAUUUGCACUCUGAACUUUUCUCGCUAUUUUUUCCCCUUUGUUGCAUUGUAAAUGGUUUGACAUCUGGCUUCAGCAGUAGU